Linum trigynum is the source of this 2789-nucleotide messenger RNA. The record is from the annotation of a GenBank genome assembly. Lineage: Eukaryota; Viridiplantae; Streptophyta; Magnoliopsida; Malpighiales; Linaceae.
UAAUCAAUCAAGAAAAGUAUUAAGCAAAGUAUCCCUCCUAAAUCUUAUCACUCUCGACUCCUAAUUUCUAUUCUCCUCUAAUCCAAUGCGUCCGGACGGAUUACUCAUAUUGAAUUUUGUUUUGAUACCUAAGCAUUCUUUCUAAUAGUUGUAUCACUCUGGGUAUGGUGUGUGAAAGCGAUGUUUCCAAAGGCCAAAAGAGGACUGGACUAUCCAAUCAAAACCUCCAUCUUCUCGCAAAAGUGUUUAACGUACACGUCAAAACGCAGGCGGAGUACUCUGUACUCUCCCUCCCGCAAUUUCUUGUACUACUCCUCCCCGCAACCAACCCCCUAGGAAAUGACGAAAAUAAUCCCCCUUCCCUGAAAUACCUUCCUCCUCCGGCCUCCUCUUCCACCAAACAAACGCUUACGCCUCCCUUGGGUCUGCGGCAAUCAAUCAAUCCUCUCUUCCCUCCGCUCGCUCGACUGCGACACUAGAAAGGAUGAUGCACAUGACUUUCUACUGGGGGCGGGAGGUAACAAUCCUCUUCGACUCCUGGCGCACCAAGUCCUGGGUCGACUACUCACUCUCCCUCGUCGCCUGCCUCCUCGCCGCCGCCUUUUACCAGUACCUCGAGAACCACCGCAUGCGCGUCAAGAUCGCGGCCGCUGCGGGAUCGGCGGGGAAGAGCGCCGGCGGAGGAGGAGGGGAAUCAGGCGCCGAUGUACCCUUGAUCCAGCGGAAAUUCGGCGGGUCGGGGAAGUGGUCGGCGGCGAGGGUGGUCGGGGCGGCGCUGUUCGGGCUGAAUUCGGCGAUCGGGUACAUGCUGAUGCUGGCGGUGAUGUCGUUCAACGGCGGGGUGUUUGUGGCCGUGGUGGUUGGGUUGGGGAUCGGGUAUUUGUUGUUUAGGGGCGUUGAUGAUGAGAGCGUGUUGGUGGCGGACGAGACUUCUUGUGCCUGUGCCUGAUUCAUCGAUCGAUCGAUGAAGCAAAAGCAAGGGGUUUUCACUUCUCCCCCUGCUCCAACUUUAUGCCUCUUUUUUUUUUUUUUUCUCUUUACUUUUCCAUGUGUGUAUAUUUUGUGUAAGAGUGAGGAUUUGGGAUCUGAUGCAAUGGAGGAUUGGCUCUUUUCUUGCUUCUUUGUAGUUUACCUUCAAAUUAGAGCCAGCUCUUAAGCUUGUCUGGACUUGUUCUGUGACUGUGAUUCAGUGUUUGUUCUUCGCGCGCCAGAUACAGCUGAUCUUGUAGACAUCAGGAGGUUCUGGAGAUGCAUUUUGGGUGGCAGAGGAAAUCUAAUAUGCCAGGCGAAAAUUUGUUGCGCCAAACGAAUCCGUUCAACUCAAAUCGACUGAAGCUUUUAACUUGUAAUUGCCAGUUAGUUGUGGAUUUUUUAUGACACCGUGCGCACAUCAUUUAUGAUCAACUUAAUCCACCUCUCUUUGAACCAUUACUGCAUCCAGAAAAUGCAAUGCCACUCUGCUCUUUCGUAGGCCUUUACCAUAUCUAUCUUUUUUCUGCAAAGUAUUCCAAGCUUGGAACAAAUGUACUACUUUGCUCAGGCGAGAUUACAAUAUGAAGUAGUGGCUUUCGACGGUUAGCUAAUAUCUGUGCCACCAAUUUAUAUAAUACAUUGCACAAACUUGUAUAGGUUGAUAUUCCUUUGGUGACUGUGGAGAUUCCACCUUCCGAAUCAGGACUUUUAACAGUAUUGUUCGGCUCUGUAAGCAAGGAUCCUCCUUCCAAGCUUUCCAGGACAAUAGUUGGAAAAAAAUUGGAAUCAAAGAAAGAAUUAAUACCUUAGUUUGGCCUGAAUUAUAGACAAACUUUCUACUUUGGCCCGUGGUAUCGGAAAUUGCUAUUUUGGUCUGAACUAUAUAGCAUACUUUCUUAUUUGGCCAGGAGGCGGGUUUGACCGUCAAAUUAAACGGUCAACCGAAUUGACCGUUAGUCAAGAUCCAUCUCACUUGCCACAUCAGCUAGUAAAGAAUAAAAAAUUCGUUUUUUAAAUCUGUAUUUUUACUUUCUAAUAAUAAAAAUAAUAAACAAAAAAUAUUAAUUAAGAAAAAUCCAAUUUAUACUCUCCCUCCUCUCACCUUGAUGGGAAAAAAAAUUCUCUCCCCUUCCAAACCAAUCUUCUCCGAAACCCUAUCCCCUUUCCAUUUGCUCACUCUCUCUCCCCUCACUCUGCCCCUCUAAACCUUCAUCGCCGCUCAUCACGGCAGGAUUCAUCUCUCCAGAAACCCCCAACCCUCAUCAAACCCUUACGUCGAUUGAAACCCCCUACUAUUGUUCAUUAUGAGGAGGGAGAGAGCGACCACAGAGGCAGGCGAUUUUGAGCCAGAGGAGAACGAAGAUGAACUCGUCAAAGUCUCCACACGCGCGCCGCAAAGCUGAUGUUUAUCAUUAUCGGCGAGAUUGGUCGUCGCCACCAUAGUCAUGUUUGGGUACUGAAUCGAUUUCGGUCUCGCUCAUCUCCUCCGUUUGAAUGCGUUUUUGGUGGGUUAGGGAUUUGGGUUGCUGAAUCGUGUAAAUUGAUUUGGAUGACAAACAUUUGGAGAUAUCAAUUGUAAGAGUUAUGAAUGGAAGGUGGCGAUGGGAAGCAAAAGCAUUGUCUGCUAAAUGGUUAGUUGGAAAUGGAAAUGGAAGGUGGCGAUGGGAAGCAGAAGGAAGGCAGAUCAGUGAGGAGAGAGUCGGAGAAGAUAAAGGAUUCUUGCGUUUUCUUUUGUUUGUUAGUUUUAUGAAUUUUUUCUUUUGUUAAAUGUGAUAAUAAAAUAAUAAACAAACGAAUAAGAAAGUAAAAAAUGAAUU